AAUAUCUAUCUCUCGAAAAAACAAAAAACAAAAAAAAAAAAUUGCAGUUACUUCUGCCUGUAAUUUGCUGCAUGUCACGAUAGAAUAUUGGCCAAGAGAGAGAUGGCCGGGUCUUGCAAUUUGCCUGUAAUUUUCUGCCUGUAAUUUGCUGCAUUUUCAUUUUUCACUGCGCUGAACUUUCUUCUUGGUCCGAGUCUUUCCAAUUAAUUACUGGUAUUCUCUAUACGCGUCGAUGUGAAUGAAUGAUAUGGAGCAGUCAACGUUCUCACUCUUCUCUUCUCUCACAUCUUCUUCUUCGCUUUUCGACUUCCAUUUUCUUCCUUUCCGAUUUAAUCCACCAGAAGUUUUCAGUUCACACACACUCCCUGUCUGUCUCUCUUGUCAAGCUCCAUUUGGGCCUCGAUUUGGUGGUUUUGCGUCAUGGGUUUGUGAACUUGAUGGUUAUGCUUCCUGGAUCCUUGGAAUAAUUUCAUUGCUUUGUGAAAUUGGACCUAGCUGUUUCGUUUUGUACCUUAAAUUGGACCGACGACAAUGGCUAGUCUGCUGAGAAAGUUGCGGCCGGCUGUGCCUGGAAUCUCUGACAGUGAUAAUGACGAAAACAUCAAUACCGAUUACGAAAUUGCCUUGGAGUACAAUGGCCCUCCUGUCACCUAUGAUAUCCCCCUAGUAAACCCAGUUGACACCAGCCAAAUCCCUGUUGCCGCUCCAGUUUCUUCCGCUUCUCUGUUCGACAAUCUCUCCCUCCCCAUUAUCCAACCUAUUCUUAAGCCCAGUUCUUCGUACAAGAAAUCUUCAAUAGUAUAUACCUCCGGUGCAUUAGCUUGUGAUAAUGGUUAUGAGCCCAAGUCCAAUUUAUCGGAUGGAAUUGAAAAUUCGGCAACAAUGGAAUGUUCUGGAGUUCUUGAUGAUGAUAAGAAGGGCGAAGGCUCUCAAAAUUAUAUGAAUCCAACCAAAUGGGAAUCAACGGAGUCUGUUUUUAGCUCGCCGGCGGGUACCUCUGGAAUUUUUUCUUGCAGAGAUGAUGAUAGCGACGAUGAAGUUCCUCGCCAUGUCAAAAGGCCACCACCAAUUGUGAGAUUUCGUGAUCCGGAAUCGGGCGACGUGAUAGUUCAAGAAGAAGUUUAUCAUUCUGAGGACAAGAGUAUUCACGUGACUCCAAAAGUGGAGAGAAACGGGAAAAAGGGAGUAUGCUAUCGAUGCCUUAAGGGAAACUGGUUCAUGGAGAAGGAGAUUUGCAUUGUUUGUGGCGCUAAGUAUUGUUAUGAUUGUGUGCUGAGAGCCAUGGGGUCAAUGCCAGAAGGAAGGAAAUGUGUUACUUGCAUUGGUUUUAGCAUUGAUGAGGCUAGGAGAGGGACGCUGGGAAAGUGUUCUAGGCUGCUUAAGAGACUACUCACUGAUAUGGCAGUUAAACAGAUACUGAAUGCUGAGGUUUUCUCUGAAGUGAAUCAGGUAGCACCAGAGCUUGUUUAUGUGAAUGGCGAACCUCUUUGUCAGGAAGAGCUUGUUCAGUUGCAGAACUGCAAAAACCCACCAAGGAAUAUAAGGCCAGGAUGCUUUUGGUAUGAUAAAGUAUCUGGUUUAUGGGGAAAGGAAGGAAAAAAGCCUUCCCAGAUUAUUAGCUCCCAGCUAAACGUCGGGGGCCUCAUCAAGCAAAAUGCCAGCAACGGAAAUACAAAUAUAUUAAUAAACAGUAGGGAGAUUACUAAAGAAGAGCUCUGGAUGCUGAAGGCAGCUGGGGUGUCAUGUGAAGGAAGCCCUCACUUUUGGGUGAGUGAUGACGGGACAUACCAGGAGGAGGGACAGAAUAAGAUAAAGGGUAGAAUAUGGGACAAGACUGCAACAAAGCUGGUCUGCGCCGUCUUGUCCCUGCCAGUUCCUCCUGAUUAUCAAAAUCCUUCUGAAGAAAAGGUGAAUGGAGUUAUUCCAGGCAAUGUGAUGCAGAAAUCGAUUCAUAAACUUCUAUUAGUUGGUCAUAACAAAUCUGGCUCGAGUACCAUAUAUAAACAGGCCAAGCUUCUAUAUGAUGUUCCUUACUCUGAAGAUGAACGUCAAGCUAUUAAGUUAGUGAUCCAAAGAAAUUUGUUUAUGUAUCUCGGUAUGGUUCUCGUGGGGCGUGAGCUAUUUGAAGAACAAAGUUUGCUCGAGAAGAGGAAAAGAUGUGUUGUCGAUAAGUGUGGACUUCAGAUGAUACAUACUGAUGAUAAAACAAUCUACUCCGUUGGGCCAAGAGUGAAAGCUUUCUCAGAUUGGCUUCUCCAAGUUAUGGUGUUGGGUAGUUUGGAACCAGCUGCCGCUAGUAAAUAUGCACCAUUUAUUGAGGAAUUGUGGGGGGAUGCUGCCAUUCAGGCCACAUACAACCGGAGGAAUGAAUUAGAAAUGCUAACCAAAGCAGCCACUUAUUUCCUAGAUCGGGCUGUAGAGAUUUCUAGGAAAGAUUACGAACCCUCUGAAACUGACAUCUUGUAUGCUGAGGGGAUUACAACAUGCAAUAGCCUUUCUUGCUUGGAAUUUUCAUUUCCCAAGUCAGCACAACAUGAAUUCAUGAGCCCUGCCUAUCAGCAUGAUCCGUCACUAAGGUACCAACUCAUUAGAGUACAUCGAGGAAGCUUAGGAGCAAACUGCAAAUGGUUGGACAUGUUUGAAGACUCUGAUAUUGUCCUUUUUUGUGUUGCCUUGACUGACUAUGAUCAACAUUGUGAAGACUCUAAUGGAGUCUCGACCAACAAGAUGUUGGCGAGCAAGCAGCUUUUUGAAAAUGUAGUCACUCAACCGACCUUUGAGGGUAAGAACUUCUUGCUGAUUCUCACCAAGUUUGACCUGCUGGGGGAAAAGAUUGAACAUGCCCCUCUAAUGCAAUGUGAAUGGUUUCAUGACUUCAAACCUGUUACCAGCAAGAAAUGUCGCAACAGCACUAACCCUUCAUUGGCUCAACAUGCUUUCUACUAUAUAGCAAUGAAGUUCAAGACCCUGUUCCGUUCUCUCACAGAUAGGAAGUUGUUUGUUUCGUUAGUAACUGGGUUGGAAAAUGAUAAGGUUGAUGAAGCUCUCAGAUAUGCAAGGGAGAUUGUGCUGUGGGAAGAAGAAAAACCCUACUCCAUUAACGAGUUGUCCUCUACCGACAUCGAGGUAACAAAUAUCUUGGUGGGAAUAUCCUACCCCUAUCUAUGCAUUGCUUGUGAUGUUGGAUUACAGAAACAAGAAAAAAGGAGGCUAUCGAACUCAAAAUCAAGUAUGUGUACACUGGAUUUUGCACACAUUUUAUGGUUGGUUUUCCUUCUCCCCUCCACCUUUUUCUUGAGCUAAUCUGGUGCUCAAGUGUUGACAAAACAAGCCACAUCCUCUGUACGGGUGAAAAGCAUUCCCAUCUCCUUGCCAUGCUCGUUGCUCCAUCAAUACUACAGUGGAAAAGAUAAUUUGCCUCCCUCUACACUAUUAGUAGUAUAAUCUUAUUUUACCCACCAUUUGAACUUUGUGAUAUCCAUGUUUGCAGCAAAAUCAUAAUGCAACCCCAUAAAGAUGCUAGACGCAUUCAUUGUUUGGAAUGAAAAUGCAAAAGAGAGAACCCAAAUCACAGGCAUUAAUUCUAGUAAGACAGAACUAUCUCAAAAAGUAAUUUUAUUUAUAAGUCGGCAAUAGAAAUACACAAUUUUCAUCGUUGAUAUCACAUAAUUUUUAUUUAUAAGACAACUUUCAAAUUUUUUUUAAAAAAAUCUAUUUAUUAGUGUGAAAAACUCACCUUGCACAUCAUUUAUAAGCUAGUGUGGAAAUCAAAUGUAUUUAAGCCGAGUUGCAAAUAGAAGAACUCAAUUUUUUUUUUACUAAUCAAAUCCUGUAUAGUGGUGUGCAAAGGAUUCCCUCACCAACUCGAAGAUAUACUCUGUCUAUUUUCAUUGUGUUUGCUUGUAAAGCAAAUUACUUACUGCCCAAUGCAUGGUGUCUAGCUGUAAAACAACUAUGCAUUCUACUAUUGAUGGAGUUGUGGGUCAAGCAAAACGUCACCAAUCAUGUAUGGCUUCAUUGGCUUGUAAACUUACCAGCAUCAAUCGGAUCUUUAAACAUUUCAUAUCACGAACACCAACAAUAUCUAAGAGAUUAAAUGGUAAAUCCCAGAAAUAUUAUUGAGGAAUUGAAACAAGUCUGUGGUUACCACGAGCUAAACGAUUUCUUAAGAGGAAAAUCGUUUCAGAUUGCUAGCCGGAGAGAAAGUGACAACAAAUAUAUACGGAAUUAUUCCUACAACCACUUAAAAUUACAACAUACCCCAAAACAUCAUUACAUUUAAAUUAUCGGAAAACACUGAAAUUUGUUCCAUGCAUGAUGAACCUCUGGCCUGAUCAACAGGGUGCGAAACGGUCCAUAAUCAAAAAAAUCGUGUCUUCUGACAACAUGGUAGUACAACAACUACUGUCUCUCUUCUGAACAACUCUGCUUUCCUUCAUGUCUUCUUCAACUUUCUCUCCUUCAUUGGCUUUUCUAAGGAAUGGUCGCUUCCUGGCCUUGAUCUUCUCUCCAAGCUUUGCUAACUCCCCCAUCCACGUCUCCACCACUGCAGACAUUCUUAUCAGAUCUAAGUACUCCUUCACGUAUAGAACAAAGUGCUAGAUUUUUUCUUUUCUUUCUCAGCUUUUU
This is a messenger RNA of Carya illinoinensis, 4629 nucleotides long. RefSeq names its product extra-large guanine nucleotide-binding protein 1-like. The record is from RefSeq and is a predicted model, not a curated record. Bases 532 to 3303 code for a protein of 923 amino acids. Gene Ontology annotation, biological process: G protein-coupled receptor signaling pathway. Gene Ontology annotation, molecular function: guanyl nucleotide binding; G-protein beta/gamma-subunit complex binding; GTPase activity. Lineage: Eukaryota; Viridiplantae; Streptophyta; Magnoliopsida; Fagales; Juglandaceae. The transcript has 9 exons.